AUGGCAGAAAACGUCACGGCGAGCGGCCCACAUGGAGCCGACAACGAAAGCAAACCUUCUGAGCCCAUGGAUAUCUCAGAGGUGUCGUCGCCAUCGGACCCGAAAUUGGGUUUCGGCAUGACGCCCAACGCCUUGCCCAUGUACGCCGGCAAGAAAGACGCGCUUGGUCGAUUCCUGUGGCAGACUGAGUAUCCUCAGGAUGCUCGUGACCCUGAGGAAAAUCUCGAGACUGGUGAAUGGGCUCUAAUCAUCCGCCGUACCCGUGUCUGGGGCGAUCCUGAAAGAAAGCUCGCGCUCCACUCCAUCACCGUGCAAAGUCCCCUCAUCAAGUUAUUACUACAAGACGUGUUCAAAAAUUACCCAGGCGUCACGGUAUCUCAAAAGCCCUUGGAAUUCCGAAGCCCAUUUCAACCACUCCUCCACCGUUGGCCGGCUUUGCGGAAGGCAAUCGAGUCGAUGCAAGAGGAACGCGGGGACAGAGAUGAUGAUUCCGAGUUGAAUGAUCGCAUCCAGCAUGCCAGGCUGCUCGACGACCUGCUCCAGGAGGAGUUCGCGGACGUUGCCGAGGCGAUGAAGGAUUACAAUACCAACGGUGUCAUCACUUUUCAGCAUCUCUGGAUGAUAUUCGAGCCGGGAAGCGUUGUCUUCACCGCGGAAGAGGGUGAAGACUGGGCGAUGGAGUUCCGCAAUUGGAGAUAUUUGACACGGAACGACGAGCGUGCUUUUGAGUUAAGUUGCAAGUUCGCCGACUUCGAUGGAUAUCGCUUCGGUUCGCAGGAAACAGCCAUCUACGUGAAAGGGUUCACAGGCACCAAGUCAAUCAACGCCCUGGAAGCAUUUCCUAUGACAAGGCACGCCCAAGCGGGGGAGAUGAUGGCGAAACUUAUUGAGCGCGGUGGGAAGUUUGAGUCACUGGCUGGGAGUCACUUCCGUCACUACGACGGUCUGGGACUUCGCCGCAACAGGAACGGCAGCAUAGAGCAGUCCAACGUGAAUGGACGUGUGGUCAUCGAUACAUUCGGCUUCAAUCGGUGCAACCCCACCCAGUCUAACUGUUUCCCUCCAUCCAUGACGCCUGCUAUGUCUGGUGACGAAUACAUUCCUCCGCAAUGGACAAAGGAGCUCGAUGAUCGGCUCGAGGGUCGCAGAAAAGAUGCUUCAGGCUUUGCAACGGAGGCUUUCGGAGAAGGGGGCGUACCACAAGAUGCCUUCAGCGAGCAGAACCGCCCAAAGCUCAGCGACUAUUGGAAACUCCUCUGCUCUCCCUACGUCAGAGGGUACGCACUGAACGAGAAGAAAUGGCUGGUCCUGACCGUCAGCGGCGUCUCCGACAUUACCUUCAAUGAGCUGGCAUUUUCCGACCUCAGGCUCGCAGACGAGCAGAAGGACCUCAUAACCGGCAUCGCUUCAUCCCACCAGUCUUACCGGAAUGAAACGGACGAUCUAAUCGAGGGAAAGGGCCGUGGUGUCCUUGUCCUGCUACGUGGUCCUCCUGGUGUUGGAAAGACUUUCACUGUAGAGUCAGUCGCCGAGAAGAUGCAAGUUCCUCUUUUCGCCCUGACUCCUGGUGAUCUGGGACUGGAUCCAACAACCAUCGAGGACAGACUGCGCGGACUCAUUUCUAUGUGUUCCCGGUGGGGGGCAAUCAUUGUCCUGGACGAAGCGGAUGUGCUGCUAGCAGAAAGAAGCCACCACGAGUUGGAACGCAACAGGAUCGUGUCUGUCUUCUUACGCGUAGUGGAGUACUACGAGGGAAUCAUGUUCCUGACAACCAAUCGAGUAUCAACAAUCGACCCAGCAUUCCAGUCCCGUAUUAAUGUCUCCUUGGAGUACCCCGAGCUUGACAGGAAUAGUCGCAAGGGCAUCUGGGAGACGUUGCUCAGGCGACACGAUGUCGCUCAGGCAAAUGCACGAGAGAGGCCAGCUCCGCCUCUUGAUGCAGUGGCCAAAUUCUCGACAAAAAGAGCCCUCAGCCCUCAGCCCUCCUCCUCAAAUUCAAAUGGAAAUUCAAAUGGAGCCCAGGCUGCAGAGGAGUUGCACCGCAAGCUGACGCAACCUCACCGGGUUUCUGACGAAGAAAUCGACAAGCUGGCUGAGCUGAAGCUGAAUGGCAGUCAGAUCAAGAACUUCAUGAGGACAGCGCAGCUAAUGGCAAUUUUCAAGGAGGACGCUCUGACCUACCGUCUUAUCGACACUGCUGUCUCGGUAACGCAUCAUUUUCAGAAAGCAAAGGAGGCCAAUGAUGAGGCAGGCGAGAAAACCUAUGGCUAG
Messenger RNA from Diaporthe citri, 2271 nucleotides. RefSeq lists its product as uncharacterized. The record is from RefSeq and is a predicted model, not a curated record. Bases 1 to 2271 code for a protein of 756 amino acids. Gene Ontology annotation, molecular function: ATP hydrolysis activity; ATP binding. Lineage: Eukaryota; Fungi; Ascomycota; Sordariomycetes; Diaporthales; Diaporthaceae. The transcript has 3 exons.